Molecule: messenger RNA, 864 nt
Organism: Lodderomyces margitis
Lineage: Eukaryota; Fungi; Ascomycota; Pichiomycetes; Serinales; Debaryomycetaceae
Product: mRNA splicing protein
Exons: 2
Coding region: 1-864 (287 amino acids)
Biological process (GO): generation of catalytic spliceosome for second transesterification step; RNA splicing
Cellular component (GO): U5 snRNP; U4/U6 x U5 tri-snRNP complex; U2-type post-spliceosomal complex
Source: RefSeq, a predicted model, not a curated record
AUGGGGUUCCAUCCGAAUUCAACCAAAGUAAAGAAAGUAAAGCAUAAUAAACUUACUCAAUUGAGACAGCAUGAUGACUUAAUAGAGGGAGACAACAGAGACAUUGAUGAUAGCGAAAAAGAAGGAAUUGAUUCUAUAAAAGAUACCACUAAUGCAAUUCCCCCAAAUGAUGAGUUUGUAUUAGCUGUCCCCAAAAAAGAAGAAUUGAAUGAGACUGAAAUUGAUGAAAAGUUGAAACAGUACAACGAGUAUGAAAGUGGUUUGUCGAAGGAGGAGAAAUCAAGAAAGCUACAGUACUUGCUACAAAUGGAUCUUCGGAAUGAGAAAUAUAAAUACUGGCUCGACCAGGAGGACCCAUUUUAUCAAGAUCCAGCCAAACAAACCAUCGCUCUUGACUCCAUAAUCGAAGCAGAACAAAACCGACUUCAGUUACGAAUUCAAAAUCGAGUAUAUUUGAAAGAAAUUAUUCGUGAAUGGGAAUCACAGUCGAACAAAUCCAUUGAAGAUGACUUGCUACUAAAGGAAACAAAAAAGGGUAUCGUUAAUCUUUUGUACAAGUUGCGAAGUGACGGAUUACCAACAGAGGCACUAGUAUCGCUAUCAACAAUAAUCUAUUACUUGCAGUCAAACCAGUUCAACAAAGCCAAUGAGAGUUAUAUGAAAUUGAGCAUAGGUAACGUCUGUUGGCCAAUUGGUGUAGUAAACGUUGGGAUUCAUGCAAGAAGUUCAAGUCUGAGAAUAACGGGAGCCAAGAAUGUUAGUAAUAUAAUGAUUAAUGAGUUAACACGGAAAUGGAUUAUAAGUGUUAAGCGGCUUAUCAACUUUAAAGAAAGAAUAUACAAUGAUCUAGAGGAUAAGAAGUGA